Messenger RNA from Gopherus flavomarginatus (Mexican gopher tortoise), 1135 nucleotides. RefSeq names its product aph-1 homolog B, gamma-secretase subunit (gene APH1B). Gene Ontology annotation, molecular function: protein-macromolecule adaptor activity. Gene Ontology annotation, cellular component: gamma-secretase complex; endoplasmic reticulum; membrane. Gene Ontology annotation, biological process: Notch receptor processing; Notch signaling pathway; protein processing. NCBI's taxonomy places the organism in Eukaryota, Metazoa, Chordata, Testudines, Testudinidae. The record is from RefSeq and is a predicted model, not a curated record.
AUGACCGCGGCCGUGUUCAUUGGGUGCAGCUUCAUCGCCUUCAGGCCGGCACUGGCCCUGUGCGUUGCAUCAUCGCCGCUGCGCCUUGUCUUCCUCAUCGCUGGAGGUUUCUUCUGGCUGGUCUUGUUGCUGCUUUCUUCCCUUGUAUGAUUCAUUGCAGUGCAGAUUGGUGGGCGCAACAAUGCAUCAGUAAAGAAAAAUUUGCUCAUCUUUGGAGUGGUGUUCUCUGUCCUGUUCCAGGAAGUCUUCCGAUUUGCCUGUUACAAACUGUUGAAAAAAGCUAAUUAGGGCUUAAUGACUAUAAGCCAGGAGGAAACCAUACCCAUCUCUGUCAGACAGUUGUCCUAUGUGUCUGGCCUGGGUUUUGCGAUCAUGUGUGGAGUAUUUUCUCUUGUGAAUAUCCUGACUGACUCCUUGGGACCAGGCACAGUGGGUAUUUAUGGAGAUUCUCCUCAGUACUUCCUGUCUUCUGCGUUCAUAACUCUGGCCAUUGUUCUGCUGCAUGUAUUUUGGGGCAUUGCAUUUUUUGAUGCUUGUGAAAAGAAGAAGUGGUGGGCACUGGCACUAGUCAUCCUGAGCCGUUUGCUGGUAUCAGGUCUGAUUUUCCUGAAUCCUCAGUAUGAAGGCAGCCUAGUGCCAUCUUAUAUUUUCAUGAUGCUUAUGGGUACCUGGGCUUUCUUCACUGCUGGUGGCUCCCUUAGAAAUCUGAAACUGUGUCUGAUGUGCAGAGACAAGGACUUCCUUCUAGCCCACCAGCACCCCAGAUAACCUCUAAGCAUCUGGAUUUUACCCAUCCAUUUCUCUACAUGUGCUUUCACUAAACAACUGGUGCCUUCUUGACCUUUCUUGAAUGCAAAGUUGAGAUAUAUAUGUACUCCUGUGUAACUUGGCUUCUUUCAGGCAGCUGUCUGAACUGCAUAUGUGAGUGAAAUCUCCUUAAGAGUACCCAAAAAUUAAACAGUUUACAUGUUAGCUGCUGCUUUGUGCACUAAGUUUGGGCUGAGUUAAUAGAACAAAUGAACACAUAUCAAACAUGGAUAGACUAGAUUUAAAACUAAAAGGCUAUCUGCUAACUUCAGUUGUGAAUUGCACAUCCACUUUGCUAUGGAAUUAAUAAAGAUAACAUUUUAUUGUG